AUGUCCUCUGCUGCGACGACUCCGCCAGAUUACAGCCUGGUUCAUCCUGUCCCCGGGCUAGGAAAGGCCCUGGCUUACGAACCCAGGAAGGGGGAAGACCCAUUGUAUAUUGGGACUCUCUUUCCAUCUGCCCUUUCGUCUGGGGAUCUCGACCAAGAAGGCCGUGCAAUACUCCCGCUGACGACGCUCCGCGAGUUCAGUAUGUUGCAAUUCAUGAGCGCAAUUACCGAUAAGGAAAAUUGGCAUAUCAAGAUCCUCGAUGACGAGAUUGCGAACAAGUGGAAGACCGAAGGCGUUGAAGCUGCUAGAGCUGCCCUUCUCAAGCAGUGGGCGACGGAGGAUAGCAGAUCUUCCUAUGCCAGAAGUCAAGCACAGGACUGGGCCGAGGCUGGUGAUGGGGGUGGAGAAGAUGAUUCAGGCUACCAAGACAGGGAAUCCGGGGAUGAAGGCGACAAUACCGACGAAGAAGAAGAGGACGAUGGCAUCGACCAGGACCUUGAAAACGCCAUCACCACCGCCCUCGAGCGAUGGCCCAUCUAUACUGCACGACGAGACGAAUCUGCCUUGACCGAUACUAUGGCCGAUUUUUCCAUUGCCGAACUACGUCACAAGGCUCGUUCAUUCCAGAACUCGCCUAACGGAGCCAUCGUUGUUGUCGCGCCCAUGUCCAGCUUAGGUGGACAGGCAGACCGUGUUGUCUACAACGGCAAUGUGGUCAAGUCGGAUACUGCGGUGUCACCCGAAACCAAGACUGCACUCCAAAAGGCUGUUGAACCACUCGAGAACGUGCCCGAUCAGCAGAAGGAUUGGCAUCCAGGUUCUGACGAGCAGGUUCUGGACCUCGUUCACCCUAGCCUGUUUCCGCUGGUAUACAAAAAGACCAAGGUCCUCCCCGUGGGUGCCAAGGUCACGAGUCUUGAAGACUGCAUCAAGCGAUGCGGUGAAGGCACGCCAGUCACAGUCGCGGACGAGGCGCCUGAACCUUGGGUCGGAGGGAGCAGUGCUUCGGGGACGACCACCCCCUGGAGCGACAAGUUCCAGUGGCUGCCUUGUGAAGUAGACGUGUCGGACGAUAGACCCAAGAUUCUUUCGUACAUCAACAACUUACAUCCUGAGAAGCACCAGGAUCUUUACCGUGUCAUCGAGGACGUUAUCGCUGGUGCCAUUCCCCUUUGGGAUCUCGCCCUCACGCCGCUCGCAGACCCCGACUUCAAGUACCACCAACGGAUCACGUACGAUCGCGUCCACUAUGACCCUGACCCGGAGGAGAUGUUUGAGGAUGACGGGGGUCCUAAAGAGGGGGAUGACUUGAACGAAAAUAUCGACUAUUGGGAUCUUAGACGAGAGUGGGAGACCCGGAAUAGGAGGGUUGUUCUGCCCGAUGUUGAUAAACCUUUCGAUCCAACGGACUUUGGACAACCAGCGCCAUUCUCGCUCAAGGGUCUUAUGAGGGACGGUCGGCCCCUCCAGAUUAUCGUCAAACUCGCCAAUAUUGUUCUUACGCCUGAGAAGCCGAGGUAUGGUGGUGGGACUUGGCAGGUUGAAGGGAAAUUGGUGGGUGCUCUCUUUCCAAAUAUCCAUCCUUCUGGGAUCAUUGAUGUCGAAGAUGCCUCCCAGAACGAACAUAUCGUCGCCACAGCCAUCUACUACUACUCAUCCUCCAACAUCACAACGUCCUCGCUUUCAUUCCGCCAGCUCUCUGACGCCGAGGCUGCCAGCCAAGUUCGCUACCCUCAACACAACCAUGACUGGUUGACGGAUAUCUUCGGAGGGUAUGAUGAUGAGGGGUCAGUACAGGACGUAGGGAGUGUAGUCACGUCUGAAGGGCGUCUUCUCACCUUCCCUAACAUACUCCAACACAAAGUCGAGCCGUUCUCGUUGGCGGACAAGAGUAAACCCGGUCACCGCAAGAUCCUUGCUCUCUUCUUGGUUGAUCCGCAUAUCCGGGUGAUUAGUACGGCGCAUGUGCCUGCCCAGCGGAUUGAUUGGUGGCGUGAAGAGCUGGAGAAGGAUCAGGGCACUUCCACGAACAAUGGGAAGGGAUUACAGAAGUUGCCGGUUGAGCUGCGGGAUUAUGUUUAUGAAGAGGUGGAUGGAUUCCCGAUUAGCCUUGCGGAGGCCAAGGCACUCAGGGAGGAACUGAUGGAGGAGAGGAAGAAGUUUGUGAUUGAUAAUGGGGAGCUGUUCGAGAAUGCGGUUACCUUCUCGCUCUGUGAACAUUAG
Molecule: messenger RNA, 2223 nt
Organism: Coprinopsis cinerea okayama7#130
Lineage: Eukaryota; Fungi; Basidiomycota; Agaricomycetes; Agaricales; Psathyrellaceae
Exons: 6
Coding region: 1-2223 (740 amino acids)
Source: RefSeq, a predicted model, not a curated record